GACCACCACCCAACCGUCAAGAUGGUGUUGCUUUCUUCGAAGACCCUCAUCCAGGCACAUGCUGUGCUUAUGAUAGUUAUUGCUGGGUACCUCAUCAAAAGCCCAGAGGCGAUCACUGAUUCUAAUAUCGUGUUUAUGAUGGGAGAAACCUUGAAAGUUGACUUCCCUCCGGCCACAAGUCCCCUAACCUCUCCCUUCGUGUUUUGUGCCAUUUUCCUCUUCGCCGAAGCCUUGGUCGACAUCUUCCUUCUGGCCAGCCUUCCCUUCCACGAUGCAUUGGAUGAAGCCAUGCCUUAUAUCCGACCCUUCCGCAACCCCAACCUCGCCUCCGAGGAUCUCCGUGCUCUCGAGAAGCUGCCUCAUUACAUCGCCAAGUCCCUGACCGUGUAUUGGAAUGUCUGGGUCAACGUGGCCAUGGCUCGUGUUGCCGUCUACGCUAGCAUUGCCUUGUUCAUCUACUCGAACAAAGGCUCGUUCGUGGCAUCCUCUUAUACCGCUGCAUCAACCGCCGCCGGCCUUGAUCGGUUGAAGAACCGUGCUGUCUUUACUUUUGGUUUCAUGGAGAUGAUGGCCUGGUUCUGGAUCUUCGUCACCCUCCGUGAGGAGCGACAGGAGCGAAUGACCAAGUUGUUGGAAGACGCGAAGGAAAGCUAA
Molecule: messenger RNA, 654 nt
Organism: Penicillium longicatenatum
Lineage: Eukaryota; Fungi; Ascomycota; Eurotiomycetes; Eurotiales; Aspergillaceae
Exons: 3
Source: RefSeq, a predicted model, not a curated record